This is a messenger RNA of Lymnaea stagnalis (great pond snail), 7951 nucleotides long. The record is from the annotation of a GenBank genome assembly. NCBI's taxonomy places the organism in Eukaryota, Metazoa, Mollusca, Gastropoda, Lymnaeidae.
CAGUCGUUCUUCUCAAUUUUCUCUGGAGAAAAUGAUGAAAAGGAAGAAAAUGAGGAUAUGACACCUGUCGGGUUUGAUUCAGCAGCAGUUGCAGACACCAGUAAAAAUGAAGGUAUAUUAAACAUUACAAACAAAACAAGAAAGCAAAUAUUUAAGUUUUGAAUUAUUUAAUUUAUAUUGGUCUAUCAACGAGAUUUCAUCGUUGUUACAAACAUUUCCUUAAAUCUUGAAAUAGUUUAAUGAAUAAAUUAAUAGCUGAAACAUUUAAGAAUGAAGAUAUCAAUCAAACAAUUAAAUGGAAGUUGGUUUUGCUCCAUGUCGACCUGUUCAAAACAAUAACUGAUUUAAAAACACAAUGUCGAGUGUCAGUACAUAAUAUUAAGAAAAUUGAAAAUAUAUGUUCUGGAACCAGCUCCCCUUCUAUAUCCGUCAUUGUGAAACCUCGUCGACUUUCAAAAAGUCCCUUAAAACCCAUCUGUUUAGGUCCGCCUAUGACCUGUGAUGCACCCUGCCUCAUUUUUGGUCUCGGGUUGAUCCUGUAGUAUAGGCCAAAACGUGCCAAAGUGUCCUCGUUUUAUAGCCAUUUUAAUUGUUUCUAUAGUAUAGUAGUUACUAUCUAAGUGUCUCAUUUUUAUUUUACUUAGUUUACAUGUUUUUAAUAAUUAUAAAGCGCUUAGAGCUUCAAGGUAAGCGCUAUAUAAAAAUGCCUAAAUAAAUACAUAAAUAAAUAUGUAUAAUUCCAUCAUUUAAAAUCUUUAUUUUCCAAACAAAUUCUUUGCUUGCUUUUUUCAGUAAGCACAAAAAAUUUCCUGGUUGAAUGACAAAACUAAAGUAGGCCUUUUUUUUGUCUACGUAAAUUUCAAAUGGACUACCAGAAUAAACCUUUCUAAAAGUAUUUCAAAUAAUGCAUGAUUUCUAUUGAUUAUUAUCUGUUUUUAAGCAUAAUUUCCCUUUUAAAAUUCCUUAGGUAAUAACAGCAAGAUCACAUAUGGCUGUGUAACCCUGACUGUAAAAUGUGGAGAUAUCACCAAAGAAGCCUGCAAUGCUAUUGUCAAUGGAAUCAAAGCUAGCAUGGACUUAUCUUCCUCAGGUUUGUUAAAACACGUUUUUUUUUUUUUUAUUAUCUUACCUUUUUUUUCUCUUACAAUGAUGGCCCCUUUAAAUAUUUUUAUAUGAUCACUUUGAGAUGUCAGAGUUUGUCCAUUUUAUCAAAAAAAACAUGACCAUGUGGUCUAAAGUAGUUUAGUGUAGAGGCCUAACAUCUGCACAAUCACGGGUGAGCUUUUUUGUUUCUUUCAAAAGCCCAUCCAGGAAACAUACAAAUUUGAAAACAAAGGGGAUCAUGAUUUAGGUAGAAUCAUGAAAUGUUCACCCCUGAUAUCUGAAAUCAACACAGGAUGCUACUCAAUAGUUAUAGAGUUAAUGUUUGCUAAAGGAAAUCUUUUUAGUAGGGGAAUUAUACAGAACAAAGAGGCAUACACAGCACAGUUGAUGGCCAGAUCAGAUAGAGGCAUAGUCUAAAAUAAUGUCAUGAUUGUUGCGUCCAGACUAACUUAAUGUCAUAUGAAUCAAAAGCUAUAGAUAUUAUACCUAGACACAUCUUCUCUUCUCUUUUUACCCUGUCUGGGGCAUAGGCCGUCCACAAGAAUUUUCCAUUCAUCACAGUCCUGUGCUUUCCUUUCCAGUUUUCUAGCUCGCGUCUCCAUGUAUUAUUUGACCUUCCUCUUUUUCUUUUUCCCUGUGGAUUCCAUGUUAGAGACUGCCUGGUAAAUCUUUUAUAGUAGAUCUUUGUUAGUGAUUGUAUUUGGCCAUUUGAUGUUCAGGAUCUUUCUAAGGCAUGUGUUUAUGAAGGUCUGUACUUUCUGCGUAAUGCUCGCUGUUGUUUUACUAGUUUCUGCUCCACAUAGUGGAGCUGUUUUGACAUUAGUGUUAAAGAUUCUGACUUUGGUUUGCAGCUUUAGCUCCUUCGACUCCCAUAUUUUCUUUAAUAGCACAAAUGCUGAUCUAGCUUUUCCAAUUCCAGCCCUUACAUUUAUGUCGAUGGUGCUGCCUAAGUAUGUGAAGGACUCCACUUCUUCCAGUUCCUUUCCUGCCGGAGAGAUAUGCUCUUGGUUGGCUGAGUUUACCUUCAUGAUCUUCGUCUUUCUUUUAUUAAUAUUGAGUCCAAGCUGUGCUGAAAUGGUGGCUACGUCUUUCGUCUUUUCCUGCAUUUGUUGCUGGUUGUUGGACAUAGGUGCAAUGUCAUCUGCAAAGUCUAGGUCGUUUAUUUAAUCCCAGAGUGUUCACUAUAUCCCGUUCCUCUUUUUGUCUUUGGAUUUUUUCAUUAUCCAAUAAUGGCGAGGAAAAAUAGGAAGGGGGACAAGAGACAUCCUUGUCUCACUCCAGUUUCCAUUUUAAAGUCAACUGUGAGUCUACCUUCGUGGACUACCCUGUAUGUCAUUUCUUCAUAAGAACUCUGAAUGAUCCCAAGUACUUUUCCUGGUAUACCAUAGUACCGAAGAAGUCUCCACAAGGUUCGUCGGCCCAGGCUAUCAAAAGCCUUUUCGUAGUCUAUAAAAUUUAUAUAAGAGGAGUUCCAUUCGAUGGACUGUUCUACAAGGAUUCUUAAUGUUGCAAUUUGAUCUGUGCUUGAUCUGUUUCUGCGGAAGCCAGCCUGCUAUUUUCUAUGUGUAUGUACUUAGACACAUACAAAUAGAAAUUACCAAGAAACUCACCGAAAUAUUAUGUGCCAUACGCAUGGGCGCCUGCAGAAAACUUUCUAGGAGGGCGGGCAUAAAAAAUCAAUUAACUUUCUAGGGGGGGUGCAAAAAAAUUUUUUUAAUGUUUUAAUGUAGUUUUAAUUUACUGUAGCGUAUUUGUAUGGUGAACGAACGGACAGGACACAGUAAAACGAGAUCAGCAUCAGCUUAGUUACUUUCUCUUUAUUUUCUCUUUAUUUUAAUAAAUAUUUUGUCUAUUUUAGUCUAACAAUUUUUUUAUCCAAUCAAUCCAGGGGGUGCAAGUGCCCCCCCUGCGGGUGCCCAUUGCCAUACGUGAAGAGCUUAAACAAAAAAGGACUAAAUUUUAUAAUUUUAAUAUCUCUAAUUAAGUGUCAACUAACACCUUUUUUUAAGAAAAAAUUCUCUCAUUUUCCUGAAACUAAAUUGAAUUCAAACAUAAUAUUAUUCAACACUUAAAAUAUAAUUGUAUAUGUUAAAAAUAAAUACAAUUCAUACUUUUGUUUAUAACUUCACAAGCUUCAUUUAUGAUAAAUAAUUCCAUUUUAUUAUUUAUUCUUAUAUUAUGUUAUCAGGCCGCGGAGUGACCAUUACUUAAACAAUAUAAGCAUGUGCUUUAGGCAUCAGAAGAAAGUGUGUACCACAAAAUAAGACAUAGUCUACAAAAAUCUAGACCUAAUUUGAAAAAUUCCAUAAAUAGAUACGUUUAAUACCCAUAUUAUAUUCUAAAAAUGAAAUGUGUUUUCAGGAUAGUGAAAAGCUGAUUAAUGCUUACCCAGUGAACAUAAAUUCCAUAGGAUCUACUUUGCAGCUUUCCUAUUAAGUCUAGAAUGCUGCAAAGCUCAUUUCCGGUAUGGCGUAAUUCAUCCCUGGAAUUUGAAUCUAUAAACUUUUCUAGGGAAAGGCUUGCUGUGCCUCCUCCCCAGAUCACUCUCCCCCAGCCCCUUGUGCUUGUGAAACUUCGUAUUUUUGCUUGUGAAACUUCGGUGACUUCUAUUUCAGCUUUCCCGUCCGCACUUCUGAUCAAAGUAUUGUCAUUUUUUUUCGUUAUAAAAGCCCUCCUGCUACUACUUCUAUUUAUAAAGUAGGGUCUUUUACUUUUGAAAAAAAAUUCAAUGUAAGUUAAUGAAUAUAAACAUAAUGACACUAUAAGAUAUAACUCUUUCUUAAGUUUAAGUUAAGUUUAAAAAUUCAAGUAAUAUUUUACCAUUUACUUUCUUGAUAUUUUGAAUAUUGAGUUACAUAUAAUGUGGGGGCACCAAAUCAUUCAAGUGCUUAGGGAAUCUAGAGGUCUUAAUCUGUCUCUGUAUGUGAUAUAGGCCUAUUUAUUAUAAGAGUAGGAGUCUUAAUUAAAUUAUCCCUAAAAACAAAGUUUUUCAUAUAAAUCCUUUAUAAAAUGCAAUGGGGGAGGGUGUUAAAAAUAUGACAAAACAUGCAUACAAGUAACGCACUUAAAGAAUCCUACUUAGAACCGCCCCCCCCCCCUCCCUACUUGCAACUGCACAUUUUUUCACACCUAAGAUCUAUAUUAAUAUUCUAAUUUCUAACCGUAAAAAGCAAUGGGGGAAGGUGUUAAAAAUAUGACAAAACAUGCCUACCAGUAACGCACUUAAAGAAUCCUCCUUAGAACCGCCCCCCCCCCCUCCCUACUUGCAACUGCACAUUUUUUCACACCUAAGAUCUAUAUUAAUAUUCUAAUUUCUAACCGUUUUCCCAAAGUAGAUUUAUUUAACCAACAAUUUUUACAAAAUAUUAUGCUCUUGCGUUAUUUUUUUUCUUUACACAGAAUCUAAUUUAGAGCAGUUAUCAGGAAUUUCAUUUUAUCUUCCCCUAGAAAAACAGGGAAAACUGAUUUUUGGGCGCUGAAAAUUUGAUAGAAUUUCUUGUCAUCGGCAAUGAGUCUACGUGCCAAGUUUCAACAUGAUAGGUUAAAGAAGGGUGGGUCAAUUAGCCGUCCAAAGAUUUGCGAGGCUUUAAAAAAAGUGAACUUAAAAUAACGGACUCAACUUUCCGAAUGGCGCGUCUGAUCAGCUUGAUAUAAGUUUUUGUUUUACACACAGUAAUGAGAGAUGAUAGCAAGCUCUGCACAUUACUUUUUUCAACUUUGACAAUUGUAUUAUUGUUUUGUCCUGGUAAGUUAAUUUUUCAUUUUAGUAUAUAUACUAAUGCAAUAAUAUCUUAUUAAUUAAAUAAUUUUUGUGUGUUUUUGAAUAGUGAAUAUCAAUUUGGUACAUUGCGACCAAACAAGAUAUUUAUACGGAUCCUUAUUUAUUUCAGGUUACUUCAGCUGUCAUACAUUGUGGGGGGUAGGAACAUUUUUGAUCUUAAGAAUCUCAAUGGUCAAGAAUAUAGAGGAAAUUUUAUUACAUAUUUUUGGAGAUGAAGAAGUAGACAGAGGUUUUGAAAAUGGGGUUGACACAGGAAGAAAAGAUGUGGGGGAAAUUCUUCAUAAAGAUUCAAAGUCAAAUGAUAAUGGUGAUGAUAUAGAUUAAUGUAGAAGAUACAAUUGAAAAUGAUAUUUUUUAUGGGAAAAUACAGAGAAACAAAAUGGAAUAAGAAUCAACCUUCAAAUAGACUGCGUUUGAAAUGUAGCAAAAAUCAUUCAAAAACUUCCAUGAAUUAUAGGCCCUGCAAAAAUAGCAUGAACCCAUCUUGAGAGCUUGAGUGGCCCUUAGAGGGAUGUACUAUACAAAGCAAUAUAUUGAAAGCAUCCAAUCACAAAAUUUCAUCAAAAAGGAAAUGUGAGUCCAAUUGUACAUGUAGGGGAAUCUGGCAGAACACAGAGGUAGACAAAACAGGUGAUGGUCAUAUCAGAUAGAAACAUAGCCGAAAAUAAUGUUAUGAUUGUUGAUUCUGGACUAACUUAAUGUCAGAUGAAAAGUAUGUCGUUGGCCAAUGGUCAAAUUUUGUGCAUGAUAAAUAUGAGUGAAAUCAACGCUCAAAUUAUUCAUUGUGUAAGUGUUGUGUUUAAAGAAAUUAUCCCAUGAAUUAGUGCUGCCUCAAUUUACUCAAAGCUCUAGAAGUCAAUUUGUAAACGUCAUAUUUUAUGUUCAUGUAAAGUCUUUGCAUUUAUGAAUAUGUAAUAUUUAUUUUUUUUUUCAAAAUUACGUACACAUUAAUAAAUGACAAAUAAAAUAUUAUUUAUAUUGUUUGUUGAUUAAAUUAUUUAAAAAAUAAACUAUUUUACAAUAUUCAAAUAAUAUAAACUAAUUUAACCAAUCUUACUCAUUAGCAAUAUCAAUUUGAUACACCGCGCCCAGUCCUGUUGCGAAAAGAGCACGCUCGCUAGGAGGUUAAAAAGGGACAAAUAUUUAGAAUCAUACGAGUCCCAAAUGUAAUGGUCUCAUUGUAAGAUUUUAAAAGGGGCAAACAUUUAGUUUCAUACGAGUCCCUAAUGUAAUGGUCUCAUUGUAAGAUUUUAAAAAGAUGUAUGUUAUAAAAUAUUGAUUAAUAAGAAGAUAAAAGUUAAACUGCUUUUAUAAAUGUUAAUUUUUUUAAAAUUUUCUGUUAUACAUUUUAACACACACAAAAUAUCAAUAAGACUAUUCAGGAAACUUCUUAAAUUUCUUAAGGUGCUGUUUGCAAAUCCAUUCUGAAAACAAACGGACGACCUUUUCAAGAUGAAUGUAGUUCAAAGAGUAAGUAUUUAUUUAUUUUAAAAAAAAACCAAAUGUAUGGGAAAACUAUAUGUUUAUUAUAAAGUUAAUUUAUAGAUUUUUACAUUUUUUCUUUUGUGCAUCUAACAAUCUACAAGUAUAAAUUAAUUUCUUUUAUAGCUCAGGAGAUUGUUCAAGAGGGUGUUACUGUUACAGCUGCUGGCAGACUUCCAUGCAAAAGUAUAAUCCACAUCAACAUGGACAUGUUCUUCCGUAGUUUAGACAAAGGCUUGUUUAAAGUAUUAGAGCUUGCUGAACAGAUCAAGGCAACUUCCAUUGCGAUUCCUGCCCUUGGAACAGGUUAAACCAUUUUAAAGCAGUGUUCUUCACAACAACCUAUAUUCACAAUUUAAACAUAUGCAAAUAAAGUGAAUAGUUCUGUUAUUAUUAUUUCUUCCUUAAUGAAUGCAGUGCCACAUCUUUUAUCUAGGUUUAUUUUAUAAGAAAUAAACAGGAAAUUAAAAUUCUAAAAUAAAUAUGCCAAUAAAAAUAUAAUAUAUUGAAAUAUUUCCAUCGUUCUGAAUAUAUCUUAAAUAUUUAUAUUUCUUUUAAAGCAAAAAAAAGAGCUGACAUUAACAAAAUUAAGACGAUGAUGCAUGAAGCCAUUGAAAAAUUCGGAUCCACACGCCGUACCUUAACAGACAUCAGAUUGGUCAUUUUCAAGCAAGAGAUGAUACCAGUCUUUAUUGGUGCAACUCCAAGAGACUUAAAAGGUUACUGAUCGGCACAGUCUUUUUAGAAAUUUAAAACUUCUAUAUUUUUUACUAAUUAUAUUAGGGAAAAUGACUGAUUAUUAGUUUUCAAGAUUUUUCGUCAAUCCCAAACAAUAAUGCUCUAGGUAAUAGUGUAUGUAGCCUUGACAGGGAUGUAAAGCUAUGUAGCACUGAUUGGGAUUCUUUUGAGGUGCAUUACUUGAAUUCAUGUUUUGUCAAGUAAAUUUAGCAGAUGGGAAAAUCAUGCAUUGCCAUCGCAUUUGUUUGACAAGUUAUUUCUAAUAAUUCCUGUGAAAUUAAAUUUUUCAAAUGCUGUUCCUGAAUGUAAAACUCCAAGCACAUAAAUCAUUAAAAGUACAUUUAGUGUUUGGUCAGCAAAGGCCCUGUCCCAAAACUUUUUUUUAUACAAAUGCAUCAUUGUAGAAUGUGAUAUUGAACUUAACUUAACACCAUGUUGAUCCAACAAACACUGGCCUAUUGUAAUACCCACCUAUCUACAGAUUCAGUUUAUUAUAUUAUAUUUCAAAAGAAGUUGCUUUAUUUUGGAACAAAAUCAUAUUUUUAAAUAAAUUUCUUUAUAAUAUAAGAUGGAUGGAGCUAAAACUGAAACUCAACUUAUCUUUAUUUUUUUAUGAACAUAUGUUAGUAUAUUGUGCUUGGAUAUUUGUGUUUUCUUCAAACAGUCAGACAAGUCAAUUCAGCAGGCAUUGUCGAUCCCUUGACCUUGACCGUCUUCCAUAAAAAGACUGAAAAUUGUCAAAAAUUAAUUCAAGGUUUCACAGAAAGCUGCAACAACAUUUUUGUUAACGAGUCCAAGGAAAUGCAAAACUUAAAGAAUCUAACUGAAAAGCAGGUAUUCAAAUAA